Messenger RNA from Pichia membranifaciens NRRL Y-2026, 780 nucleotides. RefSeq lists its product as hypothetical. The record is from RefSeq and is a predicted model, not a curated record. NCBI's taxonomy places the organism in Eukaryota, Fungi, Ascomycota, Pichiomycetes, Pichiales, Pichiaceae. Gene Ontology annotation, molecular function: RNA binding. Gene Ontology annotation, cellular component: nuclear exosome (RNase complex); cytoplasm. Gene Ontology annotation, biological process: RNA processing. The coding region runs from base 1 to 780 and encodes 259 amino acids. The transcript has a single exon.
AUGACAGCACUACAGUACCCAGAAAAGGUUUUACCGGGGCAACCUAUUUUGCCAAUUUAUCAACCAACUGAAAACUCGGAAAGUAUAAAAUUUUUACCAGGUGAAAAUGUUCGUUUAAAAUCAAUUACGUUUGACAACCAGAAUAUUCCAACACUUGUCUCCACCACAUUGGGAUACGUCGUGAUAACGGACGAAAUUGAUAAGUCCUCUGCAGACUCUGAGUCUCCAGCAGUUGCUGCUGCACAUAAUGUGAAAGUUGUAUCUGUGAUAGCCAGAAAGGAGAAACAGUCUCAGAAUCAUGUGAACGACAUAAAGUGCAGGAGUUAUAAGGCAGUUACACCCCAGGUGGGUGAUGUGGUACUUGCGAGGGUUAGUAAGAUAACGCACCAGAGGGUGAAUGUUGAGAUCUUAAGUGUCCUCCCAAAGACAGGAGAGGGCGAAGACACACGUCAAAGAUCUGAGGAUUUACAAUUGUUGAACCUACUUCCUACCGAGUCGGGUGAAUACUUCAAGGCAUUGAUCAGGUCUCAAGAUGUGCGUUCUACUGAGCGUGACAGUGUGAAAACUUGGGAAUGUUUUCAGCCGGGUGAUAUAAUACGUGCGACUGUUCUUUCUUUGGGUGACGGCGCCAGCUUCUAUUUGACGACUGCUAGCAACGACUUGGGUGUUGUCUUUGCAAGAAACGAAGACGGAGAGUUACUGUAUCCGUUGGACUGGGAAACCAUGGUGGCACCUGGAACAGGAGAGAUCGAGAAGAGGAAGUGUGCGAAGCCAUUUUAA